Darwinula stevensoni is the source of this 2355-nucleotide messenger RNA. The record is from the annotation of a GenBank genome assembly. NCBI's taxonomy places the organism in Eukaryota, Metazoa, Arthropoda, Ostracoda, Podocopida, Darwinulidae.
AUGAGUCACACUGCUUUGCUUCUAAAACCCUUUUGCUGUACUGUUGUGAUUCAUCAGAACUGGACACGAGGAGUCUUGGGUUUCUAUGAUGUCUUGGGCCAUCCUAAUGUGCUGGCCAUCUGGAUAGUGGGGCCAGCUGCUAGAGAAGUAGAAACAGUUUCAGAUGAUGCCACAGUUGCCUCUGAAUGUCUCCACCUUUUGAGAAAUUGCCUUGGAAAACAGUAUGAGGUCCCUGAACCAGUCUCUGUUGUCAGGUCUCACUGGUAUACAGAUCCAUUUUCAAGAGGUUCCUACAGUUAUCGAACAGUGGCAGCAGAUAAUGAAGACGUGUGGGCUGCUGACUUGGCACAACCAUUGCUUUCUGUUAACAAGAAGGGAGGGCUUCUGUUUGCUGGAGAAGCAACUCAUGAAUGCUUUUAUUCAGCAGUGCAUGGUGCUGUGGAAUCAGGAUGGCGUGAAGCUGACCGCAUUGCAUCUGUCAUCUCCAGCGAUAGUCCUAAAGCAGUUCUCGCAUCUUGGGAGAGAUAUUUGGCCAGUGAUACCGGCCAUGUAGAGGAUGUGAAAUGCAAUACAAAAGGGAAUCGGUUCCAGUUGCAAGAGCCCCAAGACCAUAUAGGUGGGCGAAUACGUACCAUUUGGCACAAUGGUCAUCCAUUGGAAUUGGGAGCCCAGUGGAUACAUGGAGAAGAAAAAAACCUUGUAUAUGACUUUGCCAAACGUCAUGAUCUCUGUUCAACUUCUCUGUCCUGGGAGGCAAGGGGCAGCUUUUUCACUACUAAACAGAAGAAGGUCCCAGCCAGAGUGGUAGAAGAGGUACGUGAAGCAGUCUAUUCUAUCUACAAGGAGUGCAAUAAGUUUGCUGGUGAAACAGAGACUGCUCUAAUCCCCUCAUCUGUGGGGAAGUUUUUUGAGGAGAAGUUUGAGAACCUUAUUCAAAGGCUACACCUCAAUGAAGAAGAAAUCAAAAUCAGGAGAGAUGUGUUCCAUUGGUUCAUGUUAUUUGAGAGGAUAGACAAUGCCUGCGACAGUCUAUAUGACUUGAGUCUCCGUUCAUGGGGGGAAUUCCAUGACUGUGAAGGAAAUCGGUACAACAAUUUGAAGCAUGGAUAUUGCUCUCUGCUAAAUGUUCUUGUACAAGACAUUCCAGAUUCACUCCUUCAUCUCAACUGUCCCAUAACUGAAAUCACAUGGAAACCUACUAUCACUCUAAACACCAAGCAUGAGGCAACUGAAGAACCCAGGAAGCACCUUGCACAGGAAAAAUUCCUUACUGUGACUUAUCAAGGUGGGCAUUCCAUUCAGGCUUCUCAUGCCAUAGUUACACCUUCUUUGGGGUUUCUUCAAGAGCACAUCAAGGACUUCUUUUCUCCUCCACUCCCUUCAAAGUUUUCUCAAAUGGAGACCUGUCAGAAGCGAGACGGUGCUGUGAAUGUUCGCGAGACUGUGAAAUUUUCGGCGGAACAAAAACGAGUGAUCCUCCUCUACCAUUUUCGGAGCGGUUUCAAACCGCAACAGGCAUUCGAAGAGAUGAAGAAGAACAUCGGGGAUGAUGCUCCAGGCAGGACCAUGGUCUUCAAGUGGUUUCAACGAUUCGAAGCUGGUCAUUUCGAAGUCACCGAUGAUCCACGAAGUGGGCGUCCAAGAACUUCGACAGACGACGGAAUGGCAAUUGAAGGCCUUGGUUUUGGUGUCAUUGACAAGUUUUUCUUGGAGUUUGAUGAGCCCUUCUGGGAGGAAGACAGUGAAGGAAUUCACUUGGUAUGGAGCUCUGAUGACAGGCAGUCUGAGUGCCCACUCUCAGAAAGCUGGGUGAGAGGGAUAUCUGGUUUUGACCAUGUUUUGAAUCAUCCUAAUAUCCUCUUGGGAUGGAUUGGAGGCAUGGAGGCAAGAUUCAUGGAAACAUUGACAGAUCAGGAGGUCUGGCAAGGAAUUUCCACAGCUCUAAGCAAGUUUUUGGAUCUACCUCAUAUUCCUACACCUAAAAGGAUCAUCAGGUCCCAUUGGUACUCAAAUCCUUUCAUCAGGGGAUCAUACAGCUACCGCCCAAGGAGGUGUGAUGAGAUGGGAGUCAAGGCUGCAGAUCUGUUAGAGCCUGUCAAGUCAAGUGCAUUGGACACUAAGGGCACCCUUAUUCAGGAGAGAUGGCGGAAGAAGUUGUGGGUGCAUCCCAUUAAUUCACAAAUGCAGCGAUUCGAUGAAUACCAUCACCUUUUCACCGAAUUGGAGAAAGAUCCUGAGCGGUUCUUUUGGUAUUUUCGCAUGAGGACAUCCUCUUAUGAGAAACUCUUGCAUCUCACAGCUCCACACAGAGAGAAGCAAAACAGCAACUACCGAAGGACUAUUCCUCCAGAGUAA